Molecule: messenger RNA, 2360 nt
Organism: Aplysia californica (California sea hare)
Lineage: Eukaryota; Metazoa; Mollusca; Gastropoda; Aplysiida; Aplysiidae
Source: RefSeq, a predicted model, not a curated record
CUAGUGUGUUAGUUAGGGUCAAAGACUUGCCUCGAAGUCGCACGUUGCACUCUGCUGAGAACACACUACCACCAGAAUAGCCACUGUAGUUUGCGGUCAUCAACGCCAAGGAUGCCAUGUUUUUCGGAGCAAAUUUUUUCAAAGUGAUCUGGGAAAGACACUGGCUGGACACAUAUGGAAGUGAUGGAAGUGAUGGAGGGGAUGGAGAUAAUAGAGAUAAUGAAGGUGAAGGAAGCGGUAGAGGUGGGGAUAAGAGAAGGAAAGACAUUAUCUCCCACUGCGAUAUAAGUAGGCCCAAAUGCUUCGACAAGAAUGUCUACGAAAGUCGUAUGGAGCUCACUGAAGCCCGUUCUGGUUGGUUCAACAGUACUCUCACCCUGCACCAGCCUGGCGCAAGAAACAGACAGGAUGUUUAUCAAUGUGUUAUCCGGGACGAACGAUCCAUGGAAGAACAAGUGGUCAGUUCUUGCAGGCUGAAUAUGUACGCGAUGCCAAAAGAGGCCAGCUGUACAGCAAAGAUCAAAGAUUCCGGCCAAUCCUCUAAAAAGCUGCCACUUGUGGAGGUGACCUGCACUACCCAAAGAAUAUAUCCCGGUGUUAUUCACUGCGAGCUUCUGCGGAGGCGGAAGUUUGGCCGCCACAGAGAAGACUUCAAGAAAGUCUCAGCUCACAUCAAUUAUACGGUGGCCACGAAAAAAUCCCGCAAACACGACUCCCUGUACUCCCGAGCAAAAUGCCAAACUACUUCCCGCAUCCGCCUACCCGGAAUCUAUGACUUCCAAAUGAAUAUGUAUCCGGUUCCUGUCGGGGAGAGGUCCGGCAAAGGUAUCCAGCCUGUGGUAAGCAAAGCCUCAAACACAGUUAAUAUCAUUUUCUCCAACCCAACAGUGAGACUCGAGCAGUUUCCUCUGUUGAGCUUCUGCCCUGAUCAUAAGAAGUCAAGCUGGACGAUCAACUUCAUGUGUUCGGCGAUGGGUUUGGAAAGCGAGCCAAAAUUCGAAUGGUUGGCCCAAUAUGUGCAGAGAGGGUCAGAAUUGAUUCGUUUCAAAGCAGAAAACGAGACUGUGACGAGACAGGACCUUGUCUUCCAAACACGAGUAGAAUUUCCGUCUCCUGAUUUGGCAACGUUAACAAGAGUUGUCUGCCAGGUACGCGAUGUUUCUGGCAGACUUAUCAAUAAAGCUUCCAUCAAAGUGAGGAGGGAGUUGCCAGUUAAAUCGCCGCCCAGACUGGCCACAAACAACCUUCAAACAAUAAGGGCAAAAUAUUUUAUUGGGGCGUCCAUAUCUUUCAGAGAAAGUGAUGACGUGGUCCUCGAAUGCGACUCAGCAGGUGGUAGUUUGGACUCCAUAAUGAGGACAUCUGUGCGUUGUCAGAGGGAACCAAACCCUAUUGGCGAAAACUCAACCACUAGAGCUUGGGCUGAACACGGCGUUGGUUCUGGGUAUGAAAUAAUUGGCCGCCAUGUUGAUGCGUCCAGGUCUGAAGCCUACGCCGUGUUCGUGAAGGGAGACAACAACAACGUCCCGCCCUCCUGCGUGAGCACAUGUUGGGUCAGACAAGACGGGUUUUGCUUCAGCGACAUACCAAAUGUAACGGUCCAUGCGGUCGCUCUGAGUCGCCUCGAACGUGACCACUGGCAACAUAGCUUGGUUAAAGCAGUGUUUACUACGGAAAAUGCAGGCCAUACGCCGCGUAACAAACUUCAAACACACGAGAGUUGGGCUGAGAUUAUUACAACAGAAAGCACACCCCAGUUUCGGAAGACUGCAGUCCCGGCAAAUUCUGAAAGCGCCAGCACCAAGAACCUCUCAAACGUCCACGUCAUCAUUAUUACGGUGGUGAUCUCGGCUGUUGUGGUAAUUAUUCUCGCCGUUUUUGUACUACUCUGCUGUAGAAAAUGUCAAAAGACGUAUGACGAUAAAGAAGGUCGUAAACCCUGCAAUCAGGAUUAUGUACCUCAAGGCGAUGAGGAUUAUGAGCCGGUGCAGACUCCACUGUCUGUACUUCCGAACAGAACCUCUAAUCUUGUUAGACGGAUCCUACCUUAUAAGAUAACCGAACUUCUAGUUAGGGAUAUCAGAGCAGUCGUAAGAGCUGAAUCGGAACCUUUCAUCAUCCAACAGAAGCCACGGGGCUUUGAUUCGGAAAAUUCUACGGUCAGUGACACAAGUACCUUGGAGUCCUCAAGUGAAACAAGCGACAUCGACAGCGCACAAACGGAGGCCAGUCGGCCUUUGGUUGGAAAAAUGAUGAUACGGCGCCAUAGUCAAUAGAAAGGCGAAAUAGUAGUAGUAGUAGUAGUAGUAGUAGUAGUAGCAGUAGCAGUAGUAGUAGUAGUAGUAGUAGCAGUAGCAGUA